Messenger RNA from Trichosurus vulpecula (common brushtail), 2578 nucleotides. RefSeq names its product solute carrier family 22 member 10-like. Gene Ontology annotation, biological process: transmembrane transport. Gene Ontology annotation, cellular component: membrane. The transcript has 10 exons. Gene Ontology annotation, molecular function: transmembrane transporter activity. The record is from RefSeq and is a predicted model, not a curated record. NCBI's taxonomy places the organism in Eukaryota, Metazoa, Chordata, Mammalia, Diprotodontia, Phalangeridae. Bases 20 to 1654 code for a protein of 544 amino acids.
GGUCAGCAUUCCAGUCCUGAUGGCCUUUGAGGAUCUCCUCUCCGAAGUUGGAGAUAAGAGACGAUUCCAGAUUCUUCAGCUCCUUUCUUUGGGUAUUCCUCUAGUAUUUCUAGGUACCCAUUUUCUGCUAGAGAACUUCACUGCCUUUGUCCCUGAGCACCGGUGCUGGGUUCACUUGCUUGACAAUACCUCAGCUUUGCUCAAUAUCAGUGGGAACCUUAAUUUUAGUUCCCUUCUAAAGCUUUCCAUCCCCUUGGAUUCCAAUGGGAAACUAGAGAGGUGUCGCCGAUUCUUCUGGCCACAGGGGCAGCCCUUGGGUCCAAAUGUCACAGGCCAAAACCUGAGCCAGCUGGAGAUGGAGCCAUGUGUGGAUGGCUGGGUUUAUGACCAAAGCAGCGUCACUUCUUCCAUUGUGACUGAGUGGGACCUGGUGUGUGACUCCAGGAAUCUGAAGUCCUUCUCUCAGUCAAUAUUCCUCGCUGGGAUUCUGGUGGGAUAUCUCAUACUGGGCAAUGUUUCAGACAGGUUUGGGAGAAAACGGUUGCUGCUUCCAAGUUACUUCAUGAUGGCUGUCUCCAGCACUGGGGUUGCCUUUGCCCAGUCAUUUCCAGUUUAUUGUUGCCUUCGCUUCCUGCUUGGGUUUUCAGUAUCAGGAAUCAUGCUUUGUGGUGGGACCCUGCUUAUAGAAUGGACCACCAGCCAGCAGCGGCCUCUGGUAAUAGUCAUAACAACUCUGUGUGUAAGUGUGGGGCAUCAAUUUCUGGGGUUUCUGGCCUAUGGCAUCCAGGAAUGGCGCAAACUCCAGCUGGUAGUGUCUGCUCCCUGCUUUGCCUUUGUUCUGAUUACUUGGUGGUUGCCAGAAUCUGCUGGAUGGCUGAUUGUCCACAACAAAUAUGAUGAUGCCUUAAAGUUGCUCAGAAAGGUUGCAAAAAUCAAUGGAGUAAAAGAUAAGAUCCUGACAGUAGAGGCUUUGAGAUCCACCAUGGAAAAGGAGCUGGCUGCAACACAGACCCGUUAUAGCAUGUUGAGUUUGUUCCACUUUCCGAUCCUGCGUAAAAGAAUCCUCUGUAUGUCCCUUGCUGGUUUCACAACAGGGAUGCUUUUUUAUGGGAUCUCCUUGGAUCUUCAGAACUUGGGGAGCAAUAUUCAAGUGCUCCAGGUUGUUUUUGGAGUUUCUACCUUCCUAAGCAGGGUUGGGGCUUUGUUUCUCAUGAACCACCUUGGCCGUCGAACACUAGCAGUGGCCUGCUUCCUUCUUGCUGGACUGUUCGUAUUUACCAGUGCAUUUCUGCCUCAAGGAAUUUUGCGUGCGGUUUUGGCAAUACUAGGGAUCAGUUGUGUUGUGAUCUCCAUUUCCAAUAGUGGUCUCUAUUUUAAUGAGCUCCUACCCACAGCAGUCAGGGACACAGGCAAAGGAUUCAUUUACACAGUAGAUCGGAUUGGGGCUGUGCUGGCCCCAUUAAUGAGUACACUCAGGCACAACAUUGCAGCCCUACCUCAGAUCAUCUUUGCCAUAAUAGCCAUCACUACCAGCCUUGUGGUCUUCUUCUUCCUCCCUGAAACCAAGAACAAGCCAAUGCCUGACACCAUCCAAGAUAUAGAACGUGGAUAUUCAAGAGAAGAAGACCAAGAGAUGAGGGUGAACCUCCAAUGAAAAUAAGUCAGUUUUCAGAUUUUUCCAGGAGUCUGACUGAGAAGAAAACAACUCUAGUCUAAUCUGGGCUUUCCUCUCUUCUCCUGGUGGGGAGGACAUGAGUCCAGCAUUGAGAGCAUCAGUGGUCCUGCUUGGACUCCAGGCUUGCGAGAGGUUUCAAUAGUGAGACUCAAACAACAAACUUUAAUAAAACACUUCCUAAGUUCUAGGCACUGGAGAUACAAAGACAAAAACCCAGCAAGCUUUGCUCUCUAGGAGCUCACAUUCUACCUAGGGAGAUGGCACAAAUACCAAUAAAUAAAUACAAAAUAUCUUUAAAACAAAGAGUCCCAGAGAAUACUUCACAUGCACCUGUACCCAUUUACUUGAAGCUGCCCUGAUUCCAAAGCUUAAUUCUCAUGAUUCCCUUUAUCAGACCUCUGCUCCAGCCAAGCUUGUCUUCCAGCUUCCCAAUUGUGUGCAUUUGCAUUGCCUGUGCACCUAUGCCCAGGUCCUUUUACCAACUUGCCUUUCCCUCUGACAAUCCUUAGGCACCAACUCAAAUGGAAAAAAAUUUUUCAUUCUCUUAGUUAUUAGUGAUCUUUACUUCCUCAAAUUGCCUGCUUUAUUCAUUCCUUUAUAUGUACUCUGUCUGCUAUUUGCCCUAUAGAAUGUAAACUCUUGGAUGGCAGAACCUGUUUUUGCUCAUGUUCUCUCUGUAUCCUCAGCACCCAGAAUGGUGCCCUGUCUUCUUGGGCCCUAAUAAAUCUUAAUUGAAUGGAACUGCUCAAAUUGAAUUAUUAAAAAUCAAUAUGAAGAAAAGUCAAUAAUGUCUGGCAUUUGGCAUAAAACCAGGUGGAAUUCACAAUUCAGAAUUUUGUAUAUUCAUGUACAGGUCAAUGAGACUUUUACCUAUAACAGAAUUACCUGGGAGAAAAAGGAGAA